CCCUACCAUCUGCAUGGCGAAUUCUGACAUCUACAACCUCGAAUUACUCUCCCUUGUCGCGAAAAUCACCCAGGAAAUCGACAACUAUACCGGUCACAAUGACAAAACUCUUGCCGAAUUCGUCAUCGCUCUCCACGAACAGUCCAACAAAAGUCUACCUGCAUUCAAACAAAAACUGAAGGAGGUCGGGGCAGAGUUUCCUGACUCGUUUGUCGAAAAUGUCGACCGCCUUAUUCUCAGCAUGCAUCCAAAACAUAAACAGAAGCACAAACCAUCGACGAACGGAAAUGCUAAGGGUGCAGUGGGAGAGGGUGAGCUAACAGAGCAGGAGAAGAAAAAGCGGCUGUUUCCUGGGCUUGCUUUAAAGGACAGCGAGGUUAAAGCUCCCGUUCCAGACGAUGUAUUCUUGCAGGAGAUAGGUGACUUAGUAUCUGGUCGGAAAGUACGGGAAAGACCUUGGGAAGACGACCGAGAACCAAAACGCCAACGAAGAGAAAGCCCACGGUCCCCUAGUCCUCCUAGUCCUCAUCGCGGACGAGACUACAACUCUCGCGACAGACGAGGUGGUUAUGGUGGCCGUGGCCCACUAGAUGAACGACCUGUGCUGUUUAAGAUUUACAACGGGCGGGUGACGGGGCUGAAGGAGUUCGGUGCUUUCGUCACAUUAGAGGGCGUAGCUGGUCGGGUAGAAGGUAUGGUCCACGUAUCCAAUAUCCAAACUGGCAUGCGAGCAAAUUCGGCUAUGGAUCUCCUCAGUCGCGGACAAAAUGUCAAGGUCAAGGUUGUAAGUGUAGCCGGUAGCAGGAUUGGUCUGUCUAUGAAGGACGUCGAUCAAGCAUCUGGCCGCGACUUGACACCUCAUCUUCGCAUCAAAUCCGAGGCGGAAAUGGAAGAAGAACGAGUCAAGUCAAUACGGGGUGCAUCUUCCGGGGCAAAUGCAUUACCAUUGCGGUCCAAGAAUGACCCUCCCGUUCGAUCUGCGAAGCGACUGACCUCUCCGGAGCGUUGGGAAAUCAAGCAGCUGAUUUCGUCCGGAGCCAUUGACGCAUCAGAGUAUCCUGAUCUCGAUGACGAGAUGAAUAAUCCUAUGGUUCAUGCUGAAAUCGAAGAGGAACUUGAUGUUGAGAUCCGAGAAGACGAGCCGCCUUUCUUGGCUGGUCAGACGAAGCGCACGCUUGAUCUCAGUCCAGUAAAGGUCGUCAAAGCUCCAGAUGGCUCUCUGAAUCGAGCUGCAUUGGCUGGGGCCUCCCUUGCAAAGGAAAGGCGAGAGCUCAGGCAGCAGGAGGCAAACGAACAGGUGGAUUCUGAGGCGAGAGAUUUCAGUCAGCCGUGGUUGGAUCCAAUGGCCAAAGAAUCGGAUCGGACAUUUGCUCAGGAUAUGAGAGGCAAUUUGAAGGGUCAGAAGGCUGGAGAGGUGCCCAAAUGGAAAGAGCAGACGUUCAACAAGGCCACGACGUUUGGAGAGAUAACGACGCUCAGCAUCCAGGACCAGCGGAAGAGUUUGCCCAUUUACAAGCUGCGCGAUCCUCUACUUCAGGCUAUCGAACAACAUCAAGUUCUCAUCGUCGUCGGUGACACUGGUUCCGGAAAGACGACGCAGAUGGUCCAAUACCUCGCUGAAGCAGGUUUUGCUGAUCGUGGCAAGAUAGGUUGUACGCAACCUCGACGUGUCGCUGCAAUGUCUGUUGCUAAGCGUGUCUCCGAGGAAGUCGGUUGUCGACUGGGACAAGAAGUUGGGUAUACCAUUCGCUUUGAAGACUGUACCAGUCCCGAGACGCGGAUAAAAUACAUGACGGAUGGUAUGCUUCAGCGAGAAUGCUUGAUCGACCCGCUGUGCAGUUCAUAUUCGGUCAUCAUGUUGGACGAGGCACACGAGAGAACGAUCGCUACUGACGUUCUUUUCGGUUUAAUGAAAAAGGCCGUCAAGCGUCGACCUGACCUUAAACUCAUUGUAACAUCCGCCACACUUGAUGCAGAGAAGUUUUCAAAGUACUUCUUUGGUUGUCCCAUCUUCACCAUUCCUGGCCGAACUUUCCCCGUUGAAAUCCUCUACACCAAGGAGCCGGAAAGUGACUAUCUUGACGCCUCUCUUAUUACCGUCAUGCAAAUUCAUCUUUCUGAGCCACCUGGCGACAUUCUUCUCUUCCUGACUGGACAAGAAGAGAUCGAUACAGCUUGUGAAAUUCUCUUCGAGCGUAUGAAAGCUCUUGGUCCCAAAGUCCCCGAACUCAUCAUCCUUCCCAUCUAUUCUGCCCUUCCCUCCGAGGUACAAUCUAGGGUCUUCGAACCUACACCGCCUGGGGCUCGCAAAGUCGUCAUUGCUACUAACGUUGCCGAGACGAGUUUGACGAUUCCUGGUAUCUAUUAUGUUAUUGAUCCAGGGUUUUCAAAGCAGAACGCAUACGAUCCACGAUUAGGCAUGGACUCUCUCGUUGUCAUGCCUAUAUCGCAGGCGCAGGCGCGGCAGCGCUCAGGUCGUGCCGGUCGCACAGGGCCUGGUAAAUGCUAUCGAUUGUAUACCGAGGCUGCGUACCGAAACGAGAUGUUACCUAAUUCAAUCCCAGAUAUCCAGCGAACCAACCUUGCGUCGACUAUCCUGCAAUUGAAGGCAAUGGGGAUUAACGACUUGUUGAGCUUCGAUUUCAUGGACCCACCCCCCGCGCAGACUAUGCUUACUGCACUAGAGUCAUUGUACGCAUUGUCAGCAUUGGAUGAUGAGGGAUUGUUGACGCGGCUGGGGAGAAAGAUGGCCGACUUCCCUAUGGAGCCGCCACUAGCGAAGAUGUUAAUUGCCUCCGUAGAGCUAGGAUGCUCGGAGGAAAUCUUGUCUAUCGUGGCCAUGCUUUCCGUCCAAACUGUAUUUUAUCGUCCAAAAGAGAAGCAAGGCCAGGCCGAUUCCAAGAAAGCCAAGUUUCAUCAGCCUGAGGGAGACCAUCUUACUCUUCUGACGGUGUACAACGGCUGGAAGGCUGCGAACUUCUCUAAUCCAUGGUGUUACGAGAACUUCAUCCAAGCUAGGAGUAUGCGGCGAGCGCAAGAUGUGCGGAAGCAGUUGCUUGGUAUCAUGGAUCGGUAUAAGCAUGAUAUUCUUUCGGCGGGUCGAGAUUAUAACCGCGUUCGCAUGGCAAUCGCUUCGGGCUUCUUCCGAAACGCCGCCAAGAAAGAUCCUCAAGAAGGGUACAAGACUCUUGUCGAGGGCACACCCGUCUACAUCCACCCAUCCUCUGCGCUCUUCAAUCGAAAUCCUGAAUGGGUUGUCUAUCAUGAAUUAGUACUUACCACAAGAGAAUACUGUCACAAUGUGACGGCCGUGGAACCCAAGUGGCUUGUUGAGGUUGCACCACAGUUCUUCAAGGUUGCGGACGCGAACAAAAUCAGUAAACGGAAGAAGCAGGAGAAGAUUGAACCCCUUUAUAACAAGUACGAGAAGGCGGACGAAUGGCGCCUUUCGAAAGUCAAAAGGAGUGCACGAUCUAGUCAAACAUUUGGAUGAUAUGCUUUAUGUAUUCCGUUGUAUACUGUGUAAUAAUGAUAAAUGAUUAGAUUCGAGACGAGCAUUAUUAAA
This is a messenger RNA of Desarmillaria tabescens, 3565 nucleotides long. RefSeq names its product P-loop containing nucleoside triphosphate hydrolase protein. Gene Ontology annotation, biological process: spliceosomal complex disassembly; mRNA splicing, via spliceosome. Bases 14 to 3493 code for a protein of 1159 amino acids. The record is from RefSeq and is a predicted model, not a curated record. Gene Ontology annotation, cellular component: intracellular anatomical structure; catalytic step 2 spliceosome. The transcript is spliced from 6 exons. Lineage: Eukaryota; Fungi; Basidiomycota; Agaricomycetes; Agaricales; Physalacriaceae. Gene Ontology annotation, molecular function: ATP binding; RNA binding; RNA helicase activity.